AUGAAAUUCUUUGUUUUAAUGCAAAUGGAUUAUACAUCAGAUGGUUCUGUUGUGAUAUCAAAUCUUGUUCAAGAUAUUGUUUUACGUGUAUUAAAUAAACAUAAUGGUAAUGUACCAAAUUGUAUAAGUGAUUCAAAACAAUUAUUAGAAAAUAAUUCAUUUUUCAUGAAUCAUCAAUUAUUAUUAAAUAAUCUUUCAUUAAUAAUAAAUAAUACUCAUUGUUUUAGUGACUUAUCUUUAUCAUAUUCAAAUUUUUUAUCAUCAAAUACAAAAUUUUCUUCAAUUAUUUCUAAUUAUCAUACUGAAUCAAUUGAUUGUAUUUGA
Rotaria sp. Silwood1 is the source of this 324-nucleotide messenger RNA. Lineage: Eukaryota; Metazoa; Rotifera; Eurotatoria; Philodinida; Philodinidae. The record is from the annotation of a GenBank genome assembly.